Messenger RNA from Lathyrus sativus (Indian pea), 462 nucleotides. Lineage: Eukaryota; Viridiplantae; Streptophyta; Magnoliopsida; Fabales; Fabaceae. The record is from the annotation of a GenBank genome assembly.
AUGCAAAACAGCGAGGAUCAAAAGUUUAGAAUCCGAAGAUUAGAGAUUACAGAUAAGAAAAAAGGAUUCAUAGAGUUACUGCAACAGCUUACAGUUUGCGAUUCAGUUUCUGAUAAGGAUUUUGAGCAUCGAUUUCGGGAGGUUGAUUCACUUGGAGAUGAUCAUGUUAUCGGCGUUAUUGAAGAUGAGGUUACCGGUAAGAUUAUUGCGACGGGGUGUGUGUUUAUUGAGAAGAAAUUUAUAAGAAGUUGUGGUAAAGUUGGGCAUAUUGAAGAUGUUGUUGUUGAUUCGAGUGCUCGUGGGAAGCAAUUGGGGAAGAAAGUGGUUGAGUUUCUCACCGAUCAUGCUCGUUCUGUUGGGUGCUAUAAGGUUAUUCUUGAUUGCACCGUGAAGAAUACGGUGUUCUAUGAGAAAUGUGGUUUUAAGCAGAAGGAUGUUCAAAUGGCUAUGUAUUUUGGCUGA